UUGGCACGUGACAGCUCAAAAUGGCGAUCUCCGUAGUUGAGUAAAAUAGUAAAUAUUAGUAAAUGUUAAAAAACAAAUUUAUUAAACAGACCUUGUUAAAGGAUUAAAAAUGAUAAAUAAUAGAACUUACUUGGGAGCAGAUUUAACAGUUUUCCAGCGUCUGGGCGAUAGCAUCUAUACAAAAUAGUGAAAAUACAGAGCAUAUUCUACAAUAAAAAUAUUUUAAAAUUUUAAAAUGGAAACUGAAUACACAGUUCUAAAUUUUUUGGACGAUCACAAUGAUAUCGAAUGGAGGAAAAAAAUUGAAGAUUUAAUCAAAUAUUUUUGUAACAAUGUUUUUCUUGGACAAUGGGAAUUAGCUAGAUGUGCAGUCCCCAUUUUAAAUGAGUCAAAUGACGAAUCAUCAGAAAAUAUUGUGAAACCAGCAGCCAGCCCCAAAAAUGAUGAUCUAGGCAACAAAGAAAUAGAAAGGAAUAUGAAUGCCAAGAUCUUCACUAACAUGCUUAUUGAUGUUACACAAUACCCUUUUUCUCAAAGCCUAGGCUCCAGAAGUGUGCCAUCACCCCAUCACUUGUCAUGGCUGUGUAUACUGGCACUGAACACAGGACGCUCUCUAAAGGUGUCAGAUGAGCUUUGUAAAGAAGUGGAUUUUCGUUUGACACUUUCAAGUCUACAGGUUAAUGAUGUGUCUUUAUGCCAGGAGUUGUACACCUGUUUUAAGACAAGUUUGCAGCAAGCUGCAAGUUAUGGGUUGAAUGCUGAAUGCUCAGAAGUUUUAAAAAAAACACUGCAGCAGUCCCCAGCAUUAGGUGAUAGUCUCAUCAGAUCAUUGAUAGGCACUUCACACUCAGGCCCUAACUCAUCUAAUCCAAGUUUACAAGCCCUGUAUUUGGAAAGUGUGUCAAGUUUGCAGGAUGGUGAGAAGGUUUUGGAGAUCUUGUCCUACUACAGCCCCGAGCCCUAUCUCAACUACCUGCAGCUGCGGCAGCUGUUGACAUGUCUUGUGACAGCGACCUUGAACCACGCUCUCCCAGGUGUCACUGUGGAAACAUUGAUGUCGGCCAUGACAGGUCGCUCAACUUUCUACCUGCUAGAGGAGUUUAGCCAAAUCUUUCAAGAGGUGAGUGUUGUGAACCAGGGGAAAGAUGAUCUGAAGACCGAGGAAAGUUUUACUUUGCUGAGCAUGACUGGUGUGGACAGGGACAAAGCUUGGAGAGAUCACUUGACUUUCUGCUCCAGGAAGAGGCUUCACUUCAUCACUGAUCUUCUGGAUCUAAGCCUUGCCCUCGUCAAGGGAGGUAAGUUGCCAGAACUCCAGGAGCUGCUGAGUUAUCCCGAGCUCCAGCCCCUCAAGAGUCUGGUGUUGCUGAUGGGCUGGUCCCACUGUCUGACAACAGCUCAGGCCCAGAUGUUAGUGGACACACUGUGGGAUGACCAGGUUGACUCAUACAACCAGGCUCUAGGCAACUCUUGUAGAAAACUGGCCCAGCAUCUGGACCUGAUACAUUGGUGCAUGGACAGAGCCAAGCCUAUCCUUCCUGGUGUGGGUGUGGGAGCACCAGUGUAUGGCAGCCAGCUGUUGCAGGGGCUGGAGACGCACUCGGUGCUGCAUGUGCUGCACCACUCGGCCAGCCUGACAUCCCUGCACCACGCGGAGGUGCUGCAGCUUUUGACAAACACCUCCGCAGAAAAAAGGAUUGAAAAGAAGAAAAAGAGUGUCCAGUUUGAAGAUGAGCAAGCAGUUUUGUGCAGUGUGGAUGUUGAGCAGCUAAAAGAUGUGUCCACAUUCCGUGGCUACUGCGCAGUCAAAAAUGUCUUGGACGCGGCCUGGUUCUGUGGGCAGCAGGGGGACAAGCUGAUGAACCCCGUCAGCAUUCGGCGCUACAGUAGACACUUGGACAGGGCCUUUGAGCACCAGCUCAGCUCCAGUGAGGGGGAGGACUCAUGCAGCCCUGGGGGGGAGAGACACGGCAGCAGCCCUGGGGUGGGUGGCGGGGAAGAGUUUGUCCAAAGCUACGACCUCAAAGUCAGCAAAAAGCUGAGGGAAGCAAAAGAAAUGCUGUCAUUGCUGCAACCUUUGAACUAUCGUGUAGAGAUUCUGGAGAAUAUCUUUUCAAUUCUCUUUAUUUCCUACCAAGACUUGAUGGAUGAAGCCCUAGAUGUAGAGCUGGAGGAAGUGGUCCCUGACUGCACCAACACUUGUUCAGAAGAGGAGACACGCCAAACCAGAGCAACAGCAUCCAGCACCCAGCAUCCAUCCAGCACAUCCGCUGCUAGGCCGUUCAGCUUGGAUUAUGACAUUCCAUUUGUUGAUCCACCAUGUGGUGCCACACCCCAUAUGAGCCCAGCCCACCUUGCCCCUCCCCACUCAGCUGUGAGCCCCACCCCCGAGCAGGAUGUCUCUCCCAAAAGCUGCAAGAAGAAAAAGCGAAGCCCCUCUACAGGUCCUGUCCUGACUGGCUUUGUGUUGAAUGAAUACUUGGUCCGCGACAUCCUCCACCUGCUCAAAGAUGCCAUCUCAGACCUCAAGAGUGCCAGAAUUCUUCUGACAGGCACAAAGAAGACUGGCCUUGACCCUGUGGCUGAAGACUUGCUCACCAAGAGCCAGGGCUGCAGUGUGCAGCCUGAAGACUUGCCCAAACGGCUGAGUAAGCUGACGCAGGCUGUGCAUGAGGCCUGGUGGAGGUUCCAGCUGGUCAGUCACGAGGCCAUCCCACGCCAGGCCUUUCACCUCUUGACUGAGAGGAUUUACAUCUCUGACCAGGAGCUCUACGUCCCCCCAGUCUGUGAGAGUAGACCCACCCACUCAGGAGCUGACAGACAAGGGACGGCGCUAGCAAGUAACAUUGUUGAAAAAAUGAUUUCCUCCCCCCAAAGUUUACUGGUUCUCACAUUGAUGAAAGGCAGCCCGACCCAGGCAGCUCAAGUUAUGAAGCUGUUCCAUGUGACAGAGAAAAGUGCUGAAACCUGUGAAGUCAGUUUUGGUCAGGAGUUUCACACUUGUGCCAGCAAAAUUUGGAACUUGGAGAGCGAGGCUAGAGAGAAGGCGCUAGUUGGAGUGGGCAAGCGGAGCAUGAAGGCUCUCUCUAAGGCAGCAUCAGUGGGCGUGGCCACGGCCACCCUGUCCAAUCUGGUGGAGGAGCUGCUGGCCAGGCCCAGCCUGCCCCCUGUCCCGCGGCGCCAGCAGCUGGACGUGGUCUCUGUCCAGCUGCUAGAGCUGCUGUGUUGCUGGAGCAGGUCCUGGGAGUCCUGCUCCAACAUGCUGGACAUCUGCAAGGCCAAGACCACACUGCUGGACACUGACCCCAGGAGACCCCCCAGUGAGCAGCUGACCUCCCCCACUGUGGGGGUCAAAGCUUGUCUGGAGUUUGUCUGGUCCCUGUAUGAGCUGAUCCACUGCACUGAGAGCGGCCAGGACAUCCAGCAGCUGCUGCACUCAGCGCUCUCAACCUUCUCAGUCCCAGGCCUCAGGGACUUCGCCAUUGCCUCCCUAGAGACCAGAAGGUCAGUGGAGCGCGUCCAGGCUAUCCUCUCUUGUCAACACCACCUAGAUAUUCCACAUGAUGAAACGGCUGCCUCCCCCAGGGGAAGUGCUUCUAGUUUGUCUGGCAGUGACUCCAGCAGGUCUAGAUGCAGCGUGGAGGUGAAGCUGGAGACAGACAAGAACCAGCUGCAUGCAGCCAUCAAACAGCUCAUGUACACCAUGGAGAAGUUUGUGCCAGCUGUUGGCCUGACCCAGCUGCUUCACAGCAACAAAAGCCCACCUACCUUCAAGAACUACCUGCUAAGUUUGUACAAACACGCCAAAGAGAUGACCAACCUGCUGGCAGAGUCUGAGGGAUUAAGUCAAGAAGUUUCAAGCAACUAUUUCCAAGUCUUAGAGGAAGGUCCAAUCAAGAUUUUAGGGCGACUCCUGUUUGUCCGAAAGAUGCCACCAGCCAGACUUGAGCCUGUAGCUGAGAAAUUGAGUCUAAAUUUGACCCACACCAUUGUCUACACCUGUUGUCCCAAGAUUCCAAGCCGGAGGCAUCACUGGUCAGACGGUCAGAGUGGAGCAUCCAACAUGUCUAAUGGUACAACAUCCAACUUGUCAGAUGGUAGAACAUCCAUCAUGUCAGAUGGUACAACAUCCAUCAUGUCAAAUGGCACAGUGUCCACAAAUGUACAUCCAGAGAAACUUGUUGGACACAUUUUGAAACAGUUGAUCAAAGCAAUGAAAAGUGUGACUAAUGAGUCCAGUGCCAUGUUUGACCUGGCAUCUGCCCGCCGCCUGCUGACACUGGAGUGUUAUGCUGACAUCGUCCACCAGACCAGCCUGCUGCAGGUCGUUGACCUGACUCUGCUCCAGUCCCAGCAGGAGAGCCUGUGUUUUUUUGUCAACCUGUUCAAUCUCAUGAUGCUUCAUUGUCACUUGUCUCAUCUCACACACCAGGUACCUGGUGAAUAUCUUGAGCUCAGCGAGCACGGAGCAGCAGACAACAUCGCUUAUCUUGGCAGUUUCUCAUACUCAGUUGGUCAGAUGGGCCUAGUCAGUGUCCUUGACCUUCUGAGUCUGAUUUGCCCUGAAACUCUGCAACUUUCAAGUCACAUGACAGCUGCACGCAAAAUGGUGUCACCUGGGAAUGACCCGCUUAGGAAGCUGUGUCCAGUCAAUGACCCAUGGCUCAUGUUCGUCAUCAAUAUGGGAUGUGUGUCCUCACCUCCACUACAGGUUCUUGUGCCCGAUGAAGUGAAUUUAGAAAAAAGUUUGUCAACUUUUUUGUCACAAACUGUUCUGAUCUCUGUGGAACAAGAAAGGGUUGUGCUGCCCCAGCUGCUCCAGUGGAACCAAAGUUUGUUGGUGCCACAAGACGCCAGACCUGGGCCCACCAGCCUCCUACAGUGGACUUUGCCCUUUCUUCCAGCUGGGGCACAGAAACAGCUGGAGCAGCUGCUGAAGCUGGACAAUUCAGCCACCACAG
This is a messenger RNA of Physella acuta, 4961 nucleotides long. Its product is annotated as zinc finger FYVE domain-containing protein 26. Gene Ontology annotation, cellular component: centrosome; lysosomal membrane; midbody. Gene Ontology annotation, biological process: double-strand break repair via homologous recombination; regulation of cytokinesis; mitotic cytokinesis. NCBI's taxonomy places the organism in Eukaryota, Metazoa, Mollusca, Gastropoda, Physidae. The record is from RefSeq and is a predicted model, not a curated record. Gene Ontology annotation, molecular function: phosphatidylinositol-3-phosphate binding.